AUGGCGUCGCGCUCGACGGCGUCGCUCGCGCUCGCGCGCGUCGCGCCGGGGAGCGGACGCGGACGACGGCGCGAGCCCCGCGUCGUCGAUCGCGCGCGGUCGUCGUCGCGAAGGGCGACGACGACGACGACGACGACGACGACGACGACGACGCGAGGAGGAGGAUGCCGACGCCGACGCGGCGACGCCGCCGCGCGCGCCGCGACGACGACGGACGCGACCGCCGAGGAGGAGGAGGAGGAGGAGGAGGAGGAGGACGAAGCGUUCGCGUUCGCCGCGCCCGCGCCUUCGCGCCUCGCGACGACGUCGCGCCGGCGCGUCCUCGCGCUCUCCUCCUCCGCGCUCGUCGGGUGGGGCUCGAUCGCGGGCUCGAUGGGAAGCCUCCUCCUCCUCCCGCCGCCCCCCGCGUCCGCGCUCGUGGACGCCGCGAACGCGCAGAGAGUCUUCGCGGUCGCCGCGCCGGGGGUGGUCGCGCUCGCGGACUUCACCGCGAACGGCGCGAACGGCGGGUACGUCCCCGCGGGAGUCGGCGUGCUGUGGUCCGACCGCGGGUACGUCGUCACGAAUUUCCAUCUCGUGAAGCGCCACCUGAACGGCGCCGCGGACGCGUCGGAGCCGUCCAAGCCGCAGAGAAGCCAAGCCGACAAGGGCAAGGGCGCCGCGGUCGCGACGACGACGCUGCGGGUGAACGUCCCGGUCGCGGUGGACGGCGACCCGGUGUGGUACGACGCGGAAGUGAUCGGGACGCAGGCGCGUUCUGUACAAAAGCUGAGGACGAGCGACGUCGCGGUGUUGCGGCUGACGGGGCCAGUCGCCGACGAGCCAGUCGCCUCCUCCACCUCCUCCUCCUCCUCCUCGGCGUCCUCGUCCUUGAGGGGUAUGCCGUUGGGCGGGCCCUCGGACGAGCUCCUCGUCGGACAGCUGUGCUACGCGAUCGGCGCCGGCGACGCGACGACGACGACGAAUAGCGACGGAGCGGGGAAGGGCGCGAACGGCAACGGUAACGGCGGCUCGAGCUCCUAUUCGUUUAGGCAGCGGUCGACGAUGAGCGCGGGCGUCGUCAGCGGCCUCCGACGGAGCGUCCCCUCGAAGAACGGGACGACGAUUCGCAACGUGAUACAGACCGACGCGAGCACGGACGAGUCCGCCGCCGGCGGCGCGCUCGUGGACAGCGGCGGGCGGCUCAUCGGACUGAUCGUGACGACGUUCGGGAACUCGCCCAACUCGAGCGGGCUGACGUUCGCGGUGCCGGCGGACGACCUGCUGAAGAUCGUCCCGAGCCUGAUCACGCUGCGGCAGAUUUCGUGA
This is a messenger RNA of Micromonas pusilla CCMP1545, 1308 nucleotides long. RefSeq lists its product as uncharacterized. The transcript is spliced from 3 exons. Lineage: Eukaryota; Viridiplantae; Chlorophyta; Mamiellophyceae; Mamiellales; Mamiellaceae. Bases 1 to 1308 code for a protein of 435 amino acids. The record is from RefSeq and is a predicted model, not a curated record.